AUGAUCGCAGACGGUUCUUCUCUUCGCUCUUUAAAGAGAAAAAGACUCCCCACGUCUGUUGAUUGUACGGACCCUGAAGCUGCAGCAGCUGAGAGACGACUGAUAGCUUCUAUCAGUUCAAUACAGAGGAGUAUCAAAAAAUUCUGGCCACAAGGAAGGAAGGUAAUAUACCUAAUUGACUAG
This is a messenger RNA of Dovyalis caffra, 183 nucleotides long. The record is from the annotation of a GenBank genome assembly. NCBI's taxonomy places the organism in Eukaryota, Viridiplantae, Streptophyta, Magnoliopsida, Malpighiales, Salicaceae.